Exophiala bonariae is the source of this 249-nucleotide messenger RNA. RefSeq lists its product as uncharacterized. The record is from RefSeq and is a predicted model, not a curated record. NCBI's taxonomy places the organism in Eukaryota, Fungi, Ascomycota, Eurotiomycetes, Chaetothyriales, Herpotrichiellaceae. The transcript has 2 exons. Bases 1 to 249 code for a protein of 82 amino acids.
AUGGGUGGCGAUAUAGACAGCUUUCGACGAUAUUCGGCAGGAUACAAGUUGACCAUUACCAUCGCCCUGACUAACGUAACCCUUCACAAAUCCACCGUCACCCGCGAGAACCUUGAGAACUACAAAAAUUUGAUUGGGGCUGCUACUGAAGAUCUACAGGCACAUCUUGAAACUAUCAAUAAGAAGCUUGAGAUGCCCCUUCAGAGGACGGAGACCGAUUCUAGCUCAGAUUCACUCGAGGCCGACUGA